AUGGAUUCAUCCACCACAAUAUGUCCUGUUUGCACUCUGUUUCUGAGACCAGGCAUAACUUUGAAGCAACAUUUGACUUCUCAUCCCAAACAGAAAGUCAUAGAGGCAUUGGUGAAGCUAGCAAGUGUAGAAGAACAGCCAAAAAUACAAAAUCCUCCAGUUCCAAGUUCACCACAGCAAACACAUCCAGGUACUAGUCAGGCAAACUCAUCAAUAUUGAAUCAAUCAUGGAAUCAGCCAACGCCAGUGCAAUUGGGCCCUCCCCCAAAUGUAACUCCUGUACAUGGAAAUCAUGUUUUCAUUUAUCAACAAAGUAUGAGUACAACUUCUCCCCAGGGAAAUGUGCUACAAGUAAAUCCUCUAUCCCAGCAGUAUCUGUAUCAUCCUCCAAUUUAUAACCCUCAAAUGAUGCCAUACGUGUAUCAACAACAGCAGGUUAUUUUGUCAAGUAAUUCUUUGCAUCCUCCCCAAAUGAGGGCACUACCAUUUGAAUUACCCAAUGUACCUCCACCUCCAGAGGGGAUUAUUGUGGAGGAUGACGACGAAAACAAGAAAGAAGAAGAUAGUGAGGUUAAUAAGGAAAGUAUAGAUUUAACAUCAAAAGAAGAAACGAGAGUCGAGGAGGAAGAAGAAAAUGUUCAACUUGAACCAUCCAAGAAAAAUGCAGUAAGUGAGGUGAAAACUGUGGAAGAUUUUGAAAGUGAACAAGCAGAAUUAAAUGAUAUACCUCCUGACGAAUAUGUAGAUAGUGCUGGUGAAGAAGAUUGUGCUCCAGAAGAGGAGAAUAUUGAAUCAAAAGAUUUUGUUGAUUCCCCACAUUCACACCAUUCAGAAUGGAAGACUGAUUCAGAACUUAGUAAAGCAUGUCAAACUCAAAAUGCGCCUAGCAAUUCGCCAUUACCCCUGAUCGAACCUCAAGAGCCAGUACCUGAGCAUAGACGUAAUUUUGUAGAAAUGGGCCAGACAGAAUAUUUCUAUUUGAAUCCCCAAAAUAAUCACUAUCAAGAAAACUUCCAUACCCCAACUACAAGCAAUGUAUCAGUGGCCUACACAACACACAAGGAACCUGAAAAUUAUGAACAAUCGGAACCUAUUUACACUUCUGCUAAUAUAUUGCACGGAAAUGAUCACAUGGAUUUUGUUAAUUUGGAUGAUAUUGUUAUCAUAGGCGAUUUUACGACAAAUCCAGUGGCUUCACAUGUGGAAAAUUUCGAAAAUCCGAUUCACGAUAGACCUACGACUCUAAUGACUAUCGGGGAAAUACAAGAACAACCAAAGGUUGACUACGAAAGUCAUCGAAAAGUCGAUGAUUAUGAACAUCCCAAAAUCGAUUAUGAACAUCCAAAAAUCGAUUAUGAACAUCACAAAAUUGAUUACACAGAACAUACAAAAAUUGAUUAUGACCAUCCAAUAAACGAUUACGAACAUCCAAAAAUCGAUUAUGCAGAACAUCGAGACUUGGAAGAGAGCAUGUCCCGUGGAAGUUCUCAUGUUAACAUAAGAUCAGACGAAAGAAUGCCUGCAAGAGGUGAGCUUUCUGGACAGGAGAGUUUAGGGGGGAGCAGUGAUAUCACUUGGAAUAGACUCCAAUAUCAAGAAUGUAACUCAAGAAUGUCUCAUCCUUAUGAAAUGAUAGGAAGGGAGUCUUGGGAUGCUUCCGAUAGUGAAAGUUUUGAUACGCCAUCGUUGAAAAGGCAAAACGUCACUCAGGUAUCUUGUGAACCAAAUGAUUAUGAUAAUGAUGUACCUACAAUAAUUAGUUACACAGGUCCACCUCUUAAUUUUAAAUGUUCUACAUGUGGGGAAGAUUUCGCAACUUCUAAGGAUAGGAAGGAACAUGAAAUGGAAAAACAUCCAGAAAAAUCUAAGAGAAACGUAAUAGGAAGUGAAAUAGGGAAAAAGACUGUCAGAAAAUUAGUUAUCAAAGCCAAAACCACGAAGACUAAAAGUGAACCUAAUUUUGAUAACGUAUUUACAAACAAAUUAAAAUUAGAGAAUCCCGUUGAGUUGAAAAGUGAUGCAAUAGUUGUAGAAGCUUCUGUUAAAGUUGAUGAUCCCAUAGAAAUAACAGAUAUCAAAAUGAUAUGCCCUCUGUGCGAUUGCGUUUUGGAUAGUGCAAAAAGUCUCAAGAAACACAGAUUAGAAGUCCACAAACAAAGUAACUUGACUAGGCACAAAUGCCUGACUUGUGGAGAUAUCUUCCAAAAUGAAUACAAAUACACGGAACACUUGAAAAUUCAUCCGCUAGAGUGUAGACUGUGCGGCAAACUGUUCUACAGGAAGCAGAAUAUUAAGUUGCACAUGAAGCGACAUCUGGGGUUGAAGCCUUACAAAUGUGACAUUUGCGAAAAAUCAUUUAUUACAAGACAGAAACAUGACGAACAUAAAAAUAUUCAUACAGGUGAGGCCCCUAUAAACUGCAACUUCUGCGAUGAGAAAUUCAGGCGACAUUCCAAUCUAGUCCAGCAUCGCAACCGGCACCACUUUAUGUUGAAGAAGAAGGUUAAGGAUUACAUCUGCCAGUGUGGAGAAGUAUUCCAUUCCAAGAAAAAACUAGCUUGGCAUAAGGAAAUCCACGAUUCCAAGCCGAAGGCGUGCACCCAUUGCAGCGAAAAGUUCCUUCAUAUGUCAAGUUUGACGCGGCACAUGCGCAGAGCACACAACGACAAGUUCCUACCUGAAGAAACGCGACAGAACGAGAACGUCGAAUGUCCUAUUUGCAAAGGAGUAUAUUUGAGGUCUUCCUUAGACGUUCACAUAAAGAAUCACAGCGGUACUAGGCCUUACACGUGCUUGAUGUGCAAUAAAGACUUUACCACUAAAUGGAAUCUCAAGUUACACAAGUGGACUCACGCCAACAGAAAUUCGAAGCCCUUCAAGUGCGAUCAGUGCAAGGGGGCUUUUAUCCGAGAAUCCGACUAUACAGCUCACAUGAAUUCUCAUAAAAGUGUCCGUCCGUACACUUGUAAUUAUUGCGGAGCGCAGUUCAUUAGAAAAUACAAUUGUCUACGCCAUGUCAAAGAACACGAGAAUGAUAAAACGUUUAAUUGUACUGUGUGCGGUAAGUCUUUCCAUCGAUCGUACUAUCUCAAAGACCACAUGCGGGUACAUAGCGGCGUUAGACCUUACACUUGUCAUAUAUGCGGUAAGACUUCCACGACGAAGUCAAAUCACAAUAAACACGUACAAAUACAUCAUGCACGAGAGCCGGUUAGUACUGAAAAUUAG
Diabrotica balteata is the source of this 3228-nucleotide messenger RNA. The record is from the annotation of a GenBank genome assembly. Lineage: Eukaryota; Metazoa; Arthropoda; Insecta; Coleoptera; Chrysomelidae.